CUCUUCUCACCGUUCCCGCUUUCUCUCCCCACUUCGGCUCCGUUCCGUUUUCCUCACUUCCUUUCUCUCUCUCUGCCACCGCUCUUCUUUGAAAUUCCGAUUCAUUUCUUCCUUGUCUCGCCGUGAAAGGAGGAUUUGAUUUGAUCUGUGAGGUGAGGAAGGCAGUCCUUGCAGUAUUCGGAGAGGAGAAUUUGUUGUGGAAUCGUUUUGGAAAAAGGUUCUGUUAGUUCCGGCAGUGAGAGUAUCUUGAAUUUGGAUCGGUGUUUGGUUUUUAAUGGCGUCGUCAAUGAUUCUAAAUCCUGUGGCGAGUUCUGAGCGAUCGCGUGAUUCGUCCAGAAAGAAGAAGAAGAAGAAGAAAGUGGCGAGGGAAAAUGAUCGUCAAGGUCAGGAUCACAUCCAGUGGAAAUCACAAGCUCAGCAUCAAGUUUACUCUUCGAAGCUGUUGCGCGCCUUGAGUCAGGUCAGGAUCAGUUCUUCCGAGUCGGCACCAAACGAGACUCCGCGCCGCGGCCGAGCUGUGCGGGAGGCGUCUGAUACAGUUCUGGCCAUGACGGCGAAAGGAAGAAGUAGGUGGAGCAGAGCAAUCUUGACGAACCGUCUCAAGCUCAAGUUUCGAAAGCACAACCGGCAGAAGGCUCAUGCGACUGGAAACAGCAGAACGAAGAAGCCGAGAGUUAGCGUUUUCCGGUUGAGAGGGAAGGGAUUACCAACUUUACAGAGUAAAGCUCGGCUUCUCGGCCGGCUGGUUCCCGGCUGCAGAAAGCAACCGCUGCCGGUGAUUCUGGAUGAAGUAACCGAUUACAUACCCGCUCUGGAAAUGCAGAUCCGAGUCAUGAGCGCCAUAGUCAACUUGGUUUCAAGCUCUUCUUCUUCUUCUUCUGGUAUGGAUUCUUCCAUCUCCCCACCUUCUACCUGAUAAACACACUCUUUUGCACAUCAUGCCCGCGCACUUUCUCUCAGCUUUCUUGCCAG
Molecule: messenger RNA, 972 nt
Organism: Cucurbita maxima (winter squash)
Lineage: Eukaryota; Viridiplantae; Streptophyta; Magnoliopsida; Cucurbitales; Cucurbitaceae
Product: transcription factor bHLH147-like
Exons: 2
Coding region: 275-916 (213 amino acids)
Biological process (GO): regulation of DNA-templated transcription
Source: RefSeq, a predicted model, not a curated record